GGGCUGAAAAGUGAGAGCACCCCAGAGGUGAACUGGCGCUCAUCCAUCUUAGAGAAACUGGGGCAAAAGCAGAGAAACAGCCUAAAUGCUGUGUUGUCUGCCCUGUGCUGUAUUUCACGUUGUUCUGUUUUAAUAAUACAUUGUACAUACAGUGCUUUGAAUAAUGGAAAGUUAGGGCUGCCCCCUAGUAGUCGACGAGAGGAGGCUUAGUCGACCAAAAUUGGUAAUAGUCGGUUAGUCGCAGAAAACAAAACCUCCACAGGAAGUGGUGAAAUCACGCAGUCUGCGAUGGACAGAUCGUUAACGGCAGGGAAAUCCAAACAUUCGCCUAUCAUUCAUCAACAAACAUGGCUUAUCACUUGAAACAUGCAAGUAGUUGCGCCUUUACAAGUCCGCUCGCUCUAACAACCUAGAUAAAUGUGCGCUAUUAUUUGGCGUAGGACUGCCCCCAAUAAUUGACUAAAUGUUAGUUGACUAGAAAGGCUUAGUAGACCAAGAUUUUAUUAGUCGGUUAGUUGCAGAAAGAAAAAAAAAACUCCACAGGAAGUGGCAAAGUCACAUAAUCUGUGAGGGAUAGACCAUUAACGGCGGAUCCUUGUGGUAAGUACAGUAUGUCGGGCAGGAAAUCCAAACGUUCGCUGAGCAUCCAUUGACCUCAAAUAUGGCUUAUCAUUUGCAACAUGUAAGUAGUAGCAACUUUAACAUGGCCGCUUGCUCUAACGUUAACCUCGAUAAAUGUGCGCUAUUAUAUAUCCAAGUGUUUGUGCGAAUUGUGCAAGGCAGCUAAGGUAUACUUGCAUCACUUGCAUUUUUUCAACUUAUUUUUUUUGUCAUAUAUAUAAGAGUAAUUAAUACAUAAUUCCAAACUGUAAGGAGUCUACUUUUAUUUUUGUACACUUUGUGUAGAAAAUGUUGUGCUUUUGUAAAAUAAAGAAAACAAACAGAAUGCGCUUUCUGCCGUCUCGGUCUCCCUGAACAGCAGCGCAUCACAUAAAAGAACCAAAACUCAGGCUACUUCCUCACAGACGUUAGAAAUGGAAAGCUUGAAAAGUCUACUUUUAAACAAACCAGUUUUAAUCUAAAAACAAAUACUCUCUGAUUACGUAAUUGAUCACAUUUCUCAAUAGGUGCGUUACUGCGGAGAUGAUGAGUCAGCGUUGUCAACUUCAUCUUUGCAGCCAACAUUGACUCAGAAAACACUAGUUUAUUAAUAAACAAUUAAAAUGUUAUUUUAUAAUAAUAAACUUUUAUAUAAACUUGCUAUUUUUUCCGCCACAUUCAUAAUCAUUACUUUUGCCAGUGCUUUGUUGCAAGCUUUAUGCGUGCGCUUGAGCCCCCUAGUAUAUUUAAGUAAUUAAAUUAACAUAAACGUGCGAUUAGUCGACUAUUGUAAAAAUCUUUAGUCGAAGGCAGCCCUACAGAAAGUCGUUCAGUUUCACUGAGAAUUGGAGCAUCAGUGACUGCUGCUGCAAUAGAGUUGAGAAGACUACUAACAAACAAGAGAACGAUUGUGAACACUCUAGAAGAAAUUAUGAGUUGCCAUGAGGAUUAAAGCUAAUCGUCUCAUGGGUUUUCACUUCUGCUCUGUUGUAGUUUCUAUCAGAGUGUUUUCCCUUCAGUAGGUCAGAUUUAGGAACUAGUCCAUGUCUCAAUGCCUUAACUCACUCUUGACCAUUGAGCCAUUUGUUGGUUGGAUGGAUCAGUUAAAAUGGUGGGUUUAGAACAGCAACUAGCCAUGUUUUUGUGGUGACGGUGCAAACGUGUAGGCGUGGGUCUGCUUUGCUUUGAUUUGCUUGUUUUAACAGCCCAGAUGUUGUUGUAAAACAUGACUUUCAACUCAACAGCCUGGAGGUACAGUUUUACUGUGAAAAGUCCUUAAUCUUUAUCUGCACUUUGGUGAAAAAGAGCAGCACUCUAGUCAAGUGCUUCUUAUUAAAAUGGUAAAAUCUUUUUUAUAUUUUACUGCUAAUAUUAACAGUACAUUAUUUUGCUAUAUAAUAUAUUUGAAAAACAAUCGGCAACAUUAAUAAAUAAUAAUAAUAAUACCAAGUGUUUAAUAUAUUUCUGCUUGUUUUUGUAGUGUUUGUAAGGUGGUCUUGUAACAGUGAUGUGUUACAGUCUGUUUUGUUUUUUCUCACCAUCGUCAGGUCUCCAUAUUUAGCCCUGAGCGUCUGCUGACAUACUGAAAACACACACUAUUGGUUGCUAGCAACUGCUCACAGGUGUUGUUGAGGUUACCACUCCUUGCUUCCUUUCCAAGGCUCUCUCUUUCGGUUGCUCAGCAGAUGCACACACACACACACGCUUUCACAUUCACAGCUAUGCAUGAACACGCGUUCAUCUCACAACGCUGAGCCGGAUAGAGGCAUCUUACAGAUGGAGUCUCCGGUGUCCACGCCGGCACCACCACCGCUCCACCUCCUCGCACCUGUCGGCAACAGCGACAUCUCCUCCUCGUGUGAGCAGAUCAUGGUCCGCACGCGCUCCGUGGCUGUCAACACCUCUGACGUGUCUCUGGCGACCGAGCCGGAAUGUCUGGGUCCUUGUGAACCUGGAACCAGUGUCAACCUGGAGGGCAUCGUCUGGCAGGAAACGGAGGACGGUAUGCUGGUUGUAAAUGUUACCUGGAGGAACAAGACGUAUGUGGGCACCCUUUUAGACUGCACUCGACAUGACUGGGCACCCCCACGGUUCUGUGAGUCACCCACAAGUGACCUGGAGAUGAGGAAUGGCCGUGGACGGGGUAAAAGAAUGAGGCCCAAUAGCAAUACACCAGUCAAUGAAAAUAGUAAUUCUUCUGAUAACAAAGCCAGCAACAACAGCAAGACUCGAGCAGCAUCGAACAGCAAAGGGCGGCGGGGCAGUCAGAAUUCCUCUGAGCGGCGCACCCCACCAAACAGCAACCCUGAGGAUAUAAAGGCUAGUCCAUCAUCUGCUAACAAACGCAAGAGCAAACCUGCCUCAGACAUGGAGCCCAAUUCUAGUUCAGAGGACACUAAGGGUAGCAAACGAAUGCGCACCAAUUCAAAUAGUGGAAUACCUCAUACUAUUCUUCCCCUGUCUAACAUCAAAGCUGAAUCCUUGCCCCCUUCUUUGGACCGCAACUGCCCCUCACCAAUUCUCAUUGAUUGCCCCCAUCCCAACUGCAACAAGAAAUACAAGCACAUCAAUGGCCUUAAAUAUCACCAGGCUCGUGCUCACAAUGAUGAUGACAUCAAGCUGGACAUAGAUGGUGAUAGUGAGUAUGGUGAGGACUCCACUUUGCACCCUGAGUCAGGCAGUUGCAAUGGUGCAUCCAUUUCCCAGAAGGGCUGUGCAUCUCCUGCGCGGUCAAACACACCCAAAGGCAGAGGAUUUGAUGCCCAGAGCCCAUCACCGUCAUCAGGAAAGUUCAGCUCCAAGCAGCCUGGAAAGAAGAAACCAGAGACUGAGCAUGACACUGGUGUGCCCAUGGAUGGCUGUGAGGAUGGCCCAUGUCUUACAGAUGAGACAAGCAAUGAUGGCAUUGAUGAUAAAAGAGGCUCGGACAAAGCUAAGAAGUCUGGCAGUAGUACCAAGGCAGACAAGCUUGCUCAGAAGGCAAUGAAGUCAGCAAGGCCCCUGGUUCCUUCCUUACCUCCACAGCAGUUGUACACCUUACCAGCCUCUGGCUUCCCUGCCCCCAAUUCUGGCUCCUCCAAUAUAGCCUCUGUGGUCCAAUCCAUUAGCAAGAGCCCCCAACUAAAAUCCAUUCAACCCAAACCUGCAGUAAUGGGAGAUCCCUCAAUGAACCCAGUCUUGAGCAGUUCUAAGGACAAGAAAAAGAAAGAUAAGAAAAAGAAGGAGGGUAGUAAGGAAGGAGACAGUCCAAAAGCCCCUUCCAAAGGAGGGAAACCUGAAGAAGGUAAGAGCCCAUAUUCCGAAAGCUCAGACCAAGGCAGCAAGAGUGAGGGGCUAUUAAAUGGAUCUACGGAUCCGCAUCAAAGUCGGCUAGCCAGCAUGAAAGCAGAGGCGGACAAAAUCUACAGCUUUUCUGACAAUUCUCCCAGUCCUUCUAUUGGUGUGGCUAGUCGGAUAGAAAGUGGGGGGAUGGCACAGCCUCUUACUCCACUUCACGUGGUUACCCAAAAUGGGGCCGAUAACUCUUCUGUGAAGACCAACAGCCCGGCAUACUCUGACAUCUCUGAUGCAGGGGAGGAUGGAGAGGGCAAAGUGGAUGGUAUGAAGGUCAAGUCUGAGGAUCAGGCAGUUCGGGAAAGUGCCAAGAAAGCUCUGUUCCCAUCCCAACCACCAAACAAAGACUCCUCAUAUUACCCAGGUUACGAAACAUACUACUCGCCCAAUUAUGGCAACCCAAACCCCAGUCCAGGAGUCUCUAACACUGCCACAUCAUUGCAAGAUGGUGCAGUGAAGGUGAAAAAAGAGGAGGACCCGGAACCAGGGAAUGAAAAGGGCAAAUCAGAGCCGCCUGAAGAACGAAAGCCAGACAUAGGUGCACCCACUCAGCAGCAACAGCAGCCUUCGGUCAUUCAGCAGCGUUCUAGCAUGUUCAUGCAGCCCCUCUACUACAAUCAGUAUGCUUAUGUACCUCCCUUUGGCUAUUCACCAGAUCAGGCCUACCAUAACCACCUGAUGAACACAAGCCCAGCUUACAGGCAGCAGUGUGAGGACCGACAACGACAAGCAGCUGAGCAGCACCGUGCUGCAGAGAAGAAAUCAGAGGCUGCUCAGAAGGACAGGGAAGCCUCCAUGAAGUCAGAAGAAUGGAAACAGAAAGCUUCAGUUCCUCCAACAUUGUCUAAGGCGCCAAGCCUCUCAGACUUGGGCAAACCGUCCCCACAGGGCAAGCCCAAAGAUCCAUCAGAGCCUGGCAAGUCAGUCAUUAUCCCUAAAGGGGAAGAUGGCAAGGGACAGACCCAGCAAGGUGAGGGUUUGAAAAUGAAGCUAAGUGAAGCUGGCCAUCAUACAAAGGAUGAGCAGAAACCAGGCCUUGAGCCUGGAAGAUCGCCUAUGGACCAGGCAAUGUACAUCUAUAGACAGGAGACAGAAUCUCGACUGUGGCCCUUCGCUUACCCCAGCAAGUACCCCGAUGCUCAGAAACAGACUGAUGAGGAGAGGUGGAAGGACGAGAGAGAACGGGAUCGUGAGCGAGAAAGGGACAGAGAUCGGGACAGGGACCGUGAGAGAGACCGGAAGGGCAAAGACGAAAGGCAGCGUCCUAAAGACACUACCUCUAAAGAGGAAAAUAAGGAAGUGGCAGAACCACGAACUUCAUCAGCCUCAGAGGAGCAUAGAGGAGCUAGCAAAGAUCCACGAGCACAUAUGCAGUUUUCCUCACCUCUGCCACAGCACCAGUCAUAUAUGUCUUAUAUGCAUGGAUACCCCUAUGGCCAAGGUUAUGACCCCAGCCAUCCGGGAUACAGGGGGAUGCCUACUGUCAUGAUGCAUAAUUACCCUGGAUCAUACCUGUCGCCAGGGUACUCUUUUUCUCCGUAUGGCAGUAAGAUGCCCCCUGGUGAGGAGGGUGAGAAGGCUCGUGCCAGUCCUACGGUGAGCGGCAAGUCUGCUUCCGAGUCCAAAGCUCUGGACAUCCUGCAUCAGCAUGCUAGCCAGUACAAGAGCAAAUCUCCCACAGUGGGUGAAAAGACGCCCCAUGAAAGAGACCGAAGUGGGAGUGAGAGGGAAAGAGACGGUGAACGUCCAAGAUCUUCACCCUCUCAGCGGAUCAUGCCUUCCCACCAUCACUUAGGCUAUCCACUACUCCCGGGACAGUACGACCUGUCUUAUGCUACAGGUAUCUCCUCUUCAGCCAUUGUUGCAAGUCAACAAACCUCUGCCCCCUCACUUUACCCCCCAGCACGGAGGUGAGAAUGGGAGAAGUGACUGGCCGCUUUUCUGCAGAAAUGUGACUGGUUCACAUGAGGACGUGGUGUGGAGCUUAUGACAUCAGUUCAAUGAUGUUCCUGAUUUCUUUAUGGUUCUUUUUCCCGGACUUCUUGGCGCCUUUGACCAACACCGUCAGAGAGGAAAAAGUGGAUGCCCAGGCAUCCAUGUACACGCCGAACUCCACCUCGGGAAAUGCACAUCCAGACGCCUCCCUCUCUGUGCUGCUGGCUACAUACUCAGGAGAGAGGAGACACGGCCUGUCUGCAGAGACCUCAUAUGAUGCGCAAGCUCUCUGAAUAGAAACAUGGACCUAUAGAGUGUGGGAAUCUUGAAUGAACCUGGAUGCAAAGACAUUCUGGAAGUCACUACAUUGUGUUUUAAGCAUGGAGUGCUACUGUUCUGGACUGCUGCUCUAGAGCCAUGAGGAUUACCAAGGUUGUUUUUACUGAAGGAUUCCAGCAUCUUGGUUGCCGCUCUUCAUCUUCACACAUUUACAUUCACAAUCUCUUUGUGGACUCUAUGCAAGUGGAUAAGGCUUGAUUUCCUCACUCAGUUCAUUCAGGGCAGUAAACUCAGUUACAUUUACCGCUAUGAAGCUAUCGUUUCAACAUACUUGAGUUCCUUGUUCAAGAGGCAGUUUUUAAUGCACUUCCCUGUCUUUAUCAUUCAUAGUUAUUUUCUUUCAUGUUCCUUUUUGACUUUUCAUUUAUGAAUGAUGAACAAAUAGCCCAAAGUCACUCCAUCAGCUGCUUAGCAUUGGUCGUUUUGCAGUGCAAGGCAAAUGUUUUGUUCUUGAAUGGGCGACAGGGCAACUGCUCCGCGUUGGUCGUUCAGCGAUGACCUGAUUUUCAGUUACGCGAUGGGCCUUCUGACAUUUGGAUUAUCCGGGUCGUGGAGGGAAGAUGAAGCAUUGGCAAUUGGAACUUUGACUUCCAGACUGGAUUUACGGAUUUUUCCAGCCUGCAUUGCUGUAUUGACAGUUAUCAUAUGCAGACACAUGGCUAUCUGCUUUUCCCAGGCCCAGCUCUAGAAAGUCGUUCAGGACACAAUGUGUGUAUUUGCCAAUGGAGUUACCAGAUUCUACUGAACUGUUUGUGUCUGGUCACAAACUGAACCUUCACACACGGAUAAUUUUGAUAUGCUGCUUGCGAAUCUCAUGCCAGACUGCAUGAGUGAAGUCCGAAACGGGGCAAACCUUGAAGGCUUAGAGCAAUCCGAGGAAGAUGACCCCAAAAGAGGCUUAAGAGCCGGCAUCCAGCUUCUGGACUUCUGGAUCCUCGCUGAUCCACAGACUCACGGAGCACCAAACAAGGAAGACCGUAGCUGGAAACACUUUCUUCUGUCUGUCUGCAUGGUGUAAUCCAGCACUCGGUAAAAGCAUUAACCCAAACAGAGAGCAAUGCAACACAUGCAGGCGUACUUCCUUUUCUCCCUCACUAUGUGCUUUCUGUAUAUAUUGUACAAAGGAAUUAUUUUAAAAAAAGGUUGUUGAAUGCUAUCGGAUUUUCUUACUAUCUCUCUCUUAUUUUUUUUUUUUUUGUCUGUUAGCCUUUUUUUCUACCAUUGUUGACAUAAUAUCAACGUUUAGCUGGUAUAACGGCUUUAUAUUGGAAGUGUUUUUGUUUUUUAACUACUUUUUCUACCCCUCCUCUUCAACACCAAGUCAGCUUUGAAACUGUUUAGAAGCACAUCUUUUGCGUUUACUGAAAUAAAGUCAGUUUUAAUAAAACGUCACAGAAUUUUUAGUCCGCACCCCUGCGAAACAUAAAAGCACGGUCAUAUUUCAUGAGGGACUGAUGGGAACUGUGGGAAAGGAAGCUGCAACCCGAGUCUGGUGCUAUCUGGAGCUAGUUUUUCCAGUUCAUCAUCAUGCAGUUAUUGUCUGAAUCUCAAACUCUCAGGAGAGCAUUAUUGAAAUCUGAGCCUUUUAAAUCAUCCUGGCAUGUUCAUCGCUCUCGGCUGUACUCAAACUUGAUUAUUGAACAGUACAGGGAAGAAGACAUUACUUAACGUAAUUCCCCUAUGUUAAACAUGAUAGUUUGUUUUUCAUCUUUAUCGUCAGCAAAAGUUUAGUAUCUGCAAGGUAGGCUUUUUGCUCCUUAGAUUUUUAAAUGAAUGACAAUUUCAACGCCACCACCAACCCCCAACUAACACUCAUGCUAAAGACGCCUAAUCGCACAUUGUAUUAGUUUCAUUUUGUUGCAGGAAAGAUCUGGGCCAGAUUUCUUUAGGCAUUUUUAUUUCAUUCUCUCUGUGGUGAUGGAAGUCAUUUUUAAUGCUGAUUUAGGACCGAAACCCUAAUUGCAGCACUGGUCUCAGAUCAGCGUCAAACGGCUCGCUCUAAUACGAGAGAGUCAGGAUUUUUAUAUAUAGUAAUAAUCUCACUUUUAGUUGUUCUGUCUUUGCGCGUUUAGCCAGUAAACCUGUGCUGUCUGGUGACUUGAUUCAUAAUUGUUGAGGAAAAAGCGCUUGAUUGUUUUAAUUUAUUUUUGAGGGUUCUUCAUUUGUUGUUGCUGUUGUUUUUUCUAGUUCAAAUUUUCUCCUUGUAGAAAGAUGAAACGGCCGGUUUUGUUUCAACAGUUCAAACAUUCGUUCACAUUUGUCUCCAACGGUGCUAAUAUAGCCUACCCUGUGCGAUCCUUGUGGGAAGAGAAGAGGGAAUUUUUGUUUUUUCUGUUAUUAGGCCCCUCCCACAACCCACCCCACUAAUUAAGCCCCACCCACCCCAUGCCCAUAGAGAGCAGUGUCAGUCAUUGGUACUUGAAAGAAAGAUGUUUACACCUCUUCAUUUCUGUGUUUUGGAUACAUGGAACCAUCGCUCUCUCUUUCCCUGCUUUCCUCACUGUCUCGCUGCCUCUGUCCCACUCUCUCUUCCUAGGGAUCUCUCAUGUAAAGUGUAAAUUGCUACAUUUUUUAUACAAUACUGUAACUUGCCUUUGUACAUUUAGGCAGAAAAUAAAUCUUUUUAUGAGACAAUCA
Molecule: messenger RNA, 8844 nt
Organism: Megalobrama amblycephala (Wuchang bream)
Lineage: Eukaryota; Metazoa; Chordata; Actinopteri; Cypriniformes; Xenocyprididae
Gene: znf609a
Product: zinc finger protein 609a
Exons: 8
Coding region: 2326-5847 (1173 amino acids)
Biological process (GO): regulation of transcription by RNA polymerase II
Cellular component (GO): nucleus
Source: RefSeq, a predicted model, not a curated record